Molecule: messenger RNA, 1220 nt
Organism: Emiliania huxleyi CCMP1516
Lineage: Eukaryota; Haptophyta; Isochrysidales; Noelaerhabdaceae
Exons: 2
Source: RefSeq, a predicted model, not a curated record
GCGCCACGCUGCUCGACGCGCUGUCCGCCGUCGAAGCGUCGGCCGACGCCGAGGCUGGGGGCGAGGCGAGCGGUGGCGGCGGCGAGGAAGCAGUGCCGCCCAACGACAUCCCAGCGACAUCCGACAUGUCCUCGAUGCUCUUCAUCGCGUCGGCAGCCUUCUCCGGCCCAAAGCCAGGCUACGUCUACACGAGCCGCGGCGGCAAGCUCGGCUACCACCGCGACUCCUCCUCCGGCGGCGAGGGGCUCACGGCGCUGGCGGCCGCCGCGGCGAACGCCGAGGGUGGCCCGGAGGCGCAGAGCAGCAUGCGGCGCGCGGACCCCGAGAUGGGCCGCAUCGUCCGGGAGGAGGUGGCCGGCGGCGGCGGCAGCGGCUCGACGGGCUCGGUGCCGCAUCCCGCGCCCUCCGCUGCUGCCCCGCGUUCUUGGGCAGCCUCCUUCUUGGGCAGCCUCGGCGCCCGGGCGAGCAGCCUGGUCUCUGGCGGUCCGUCUGGCGGCGGCGGCAGCCCAGCGGUGGUCAAGCAGUGGUGCAAGGAGAUCAAGGUUGGCACGUGGCAGUCCGGCGAGGGCCAUGUCACCUUUGGGCCGGAGGUCUUCACCUGGCUCACACAGCGGGAGGUGCCGGACGUCGGCUUCGUCACUCUCAAGAUGCGGACGUCGUCCAUCCACAGCGCCAUCUUUGACAAGCAGAGCUGCGUGCUCAUGAUCCACGGGAUGGUGGAGGUGCCGAUGGACAAGCUCGACCGCUACUACGACUUCCUCGCCAACCCCGGCGCGUCUCCACCCCGCCCUCUUCGAUCGCCCAAGUGCUACCUCUGCCUCACCUUCAACGACAUGAACGCCUUGGCCGAGGUGCUCAAGGCGGUGCCGCGGCUCAAGCAGAGGACCACCUUCCAGACCGGCACUCUCAGCGCUGCAGCAGGCGCCGGCACGAGCGCUGCUGCCAGGCAGCUCGCCGCAGCCACCAGCAGCGCCGCUGCCACCGGCGGCGACGCUGCCCCUCGCGGCAGCGGCACCGGCGCCCCGGGCGGCAGCGGCGGCGGCGGCGCGGGCGGCGGCGGCGGCGCCGGUCCGUUGGCAAGCCGCACCCCGAACGCGCCGACCGGUGCGGCGGGCAAGCGCCCCGCAGCUGCGCCGGCGCCGGCGCCGCCAGCCAAGAGGAAGACAAAGGCGCCGCCGCCGACGGCGAAUGACGUCGUCAUUGACCUCGACUCGGACUGA